AUGAAGAACCUGGACCACACCAGGCAGGUUCCAGAUACUGGUCUGGAGAAGCUUAAAGCCAGAUGUGAUGUUCAGGGUGUGUGGUCGACGCUUCCCGUCAACGAGAAGAAGCUGAACGCAGCUUUCCGCUCGGCGCGCAGCGUCGUCCUCGUCUUCUCUGUGAGGGAGAGCGGAAAGUUCCAAGGCUUCGCCCGGUUGGCGUCCGAGUCUCAGCACGGCGGCUCUCCCAUCCACUGGGUGCUCCCUGCCGGCAUGAACGCCAAGAUGCUGGGCGGCGUCUUUAAGAUCGACUGGCUCUGCAGGAGAGACCUCCCCUUCACCAAGACCGCUCACCUAUCCAACCCCUGGAACGAGCACAAGCCCGUCAAGAUCGGACGAGACGGACAGGAGAUCCAGCCGGACAUCGGCGGCCAGCUCUGUGCCCUCUUCCCAUUGGACGAGAGCGUGGACAUCCACCAGGUGGCUCGCCGAGUUCGUCACAAGCGCCGGACGCCGUCGGAGCCGCGGCCCCGUGGCCGCCCGCCACAGCGUGAGCCGGGAAGGCGUCGUCCUGAAGAGUACGACCUCCACGGCAGGAAGCGGCCGCGGGCCGACGGGGCACCAGACUUCAACCAGAGAGCAGGCUUCAUCCAGGACCUUCGGAACCAGCCGGUGGACAGACGAUUCUCCGGCGUGAGACGAGAUGUUUUUCUCAACGGGUCGUAUAACGACUACAUGCGGGACUACCACCACAGCGUCGGCCCCCCCGCCCCUUGGCAGACUCUGGCAGCGUACCCGGGUGUGGAGCAGCCUCCCCCCCACCACCCCCCCUACUACCACCACAGCCACCCUCCGCCCCCCCCACACCAGGCCUACCACCACCACCACCACCACCCCCCGCUGCCGCCACACGAGGCUCCGCCCCCUCGCUUCAGAGACAAGCAGCGGGCACCGCCCCACCGCGCCUUCGCCUCCAGCCCCCACGACUACGACAUGCGCGUGGACGACUUCCUGCGGCGGACGCAGGCCGUGGUGAGCAGCCGGCGGGAGCGCGAGCGGCAGCGUGAGCGCGAGCGAGGCGGGCCGCGCCGCGAGAGAGAGAGGGAGCGAGGGAGAGAGAGAGAGAGAGAGCGAGACCGGGACAAGGAGCGGGGCCGCUACCGCCGCUGAGCCGGGCUCUUAUUCUGACACCGCCCGGGCUUUUAUUCUGACACUCAGCUGGCUUCCUGUUUGUUUUUUGAGAAUUAUGAAUAAAAACAAAACGAGCUGCGUGAUGACAUAAAUUUUUUUGUGAAUAAAACAGUAAAAAUAAAGAUUCUGUGGAAACGUU
Etheostoma cragini (Arkansas darter) is the source of this 1309-nucleotide messenger RNA. Its product is annotated as YTH domain-containing protein 1-like. NCBI's taxonomy places the organism in Eukaryota, Metazoa, Chordata, Actinopteri, Perciformes, Percidae. Bases 1 to 1149 code for a protein of 382 amino acids. Gene Ontology annotation, molecular function: N6-methyladenosine-containing RNA reader activity; mRNA binding. The transcript has 11 exons. Gene Ontology annotation, biological process: regulation of alternative mRNA splicing, via spliceosome; mRNA splicing, via spliceosome. Gene Ontology annotation, cellular component: nucleoplasm. The record is from RefSeq and is a predicted model, not a curated record.